Messenger RNA from Leucoraja erinaceus (little skate), 4859 nucleotides. It is a transcript of the gene tmtc1, whose product is annotated as transmembrane O-mannosyltransferase targeting cadherins 1. The coding region runs from base 76 to 2685 and encodes 869 amino acids. Gene Ontology annotation, molecular function: protein binding; mannosyltransferase activity. The transcript has 19 exons. Gene Ontology annotation, biological process: protein O-linked glycosylation via mannose; RNA processing. NCBI's taxonomy places the organism in Eukaryota, Metazoa, Chordata, Chondrichthyes, Rajiformes, Rajidae. The record is from RefSeq and is a predicted model, not a curated record.
CUACAGCGCUGCUGCUGUCCGGCGAGUCGCAGCAGUCCGGCCACCGGCUGUGGACGAUGCGAUCCCGGGCGAGGGAUGGAACGGCAGAGCGGGGCUGGAGGUCGCCUCACCCUCAGCCUGUGGCACGGCUUGCUCGCUGCCCUCUGCGCUGCCGCCGCCUACUGCAACGGGCUGCCCGGCGAGCUGGUCCACGACGAUGUGUGGGCGAUCAUCAACAACCCCGACCUGCGAGCCUCCGCCCCGCUCCGGGGCAUCUUCUCCAACGACUUCUGGGGGAGAAGCAUGGGUGACAACAGCAGCCACAAGUCCUACCGACCACUCUGCAUUCUCACCUUCAAGUUAAACAUUCUGCUGGGCGGCAUGACCCCUCUGUAUUUCCACAUGGUCAACGUGGGCCUGCACUGCGCCGUGACAUCACUGCUGCUCCACACGUGUGACAAAGCCGUGUUCCGGGACACGCGGCCGGCGCUCCUCGCCGCGCUUCUCUUUGCUGUACAUCCUGUCCACACUGAAGCUGUAACGGGAAUCGUGGGCCGAGCUGAUGUCUUGGCUUGUGUCCUCUACCUUCUGACUUUCCUCUCCUACCUUAGGAGUGUGAAUUGCAAUGACGUUGGAGAAAGCUUUCCGCCCACCAGCUCGCCAGUCUACCUGUUGCUGAGCUUGUUCUUUGGCACCUGUGCCAUGUUGGUCAAAGAGACGGGGAUCACAGUCUUUGGAGUGUGUCUUAUCUACGACCUUCUUAUUCUGUGUUCCAAAAGACUUCUGACAAGCCUGCCAGCUGAAAGGACCAGAGGACUCCUCAAAAUCUCUGCGCCGUACCUAAAGAGAGCUGUGCUGGUAACUCUGUAUGUGCUUCUCAUCCUGUUUUUCCGAGUGUGGAUCAUGGCCGGCUCCAUGCCCAACUUCUCCGAGCAGGACAACCCAGCAUCAUUCUCCCCUCACCUCCUCACCAGGUUUCUUACCUACUCUUACCUGCUGACCUUCAAUGCCUGGCUGCUGUUGGCCCCCAUCACCCUCUGCUACGAUUGGCAAGUGGGGAGCAUCCCCCUGGUGGAGUCUCUCUGGGAUGGGCGCAAUGUGGCGACUGUGGUGUUUGGUCUGGCCAUGGUCCUUCUGACUCGCAACUGCCUCCUCUCUCUACUGAAACAGGAGCACAGAGAGGUUUUAGUGGGCCUGCUUUUCCUGGUCUUCCCAUUCAUCCCGGCCAGCAACCUAUUUUUCCGCGUGGGGUUUGUGGUGGCGGAGCGGGUACUCUACAUGCCCAGCAUGGGCUACUGCAUCCUUGUGGCCCACGGGUUGAACCGACUGUGUGGAGUCCUCAGUAGAUGGGGAGCCAGUGUGGUCACAGUGUCCACCUUGCUCGUGCUUGGACUGUUCUUCUGGAAGACUCUGCGGCAGAAUGAAGUGUGGCUCUCCAGAGAAGCCCUGUUCAGAUCUGGAGUUCAGACUUUGCCCCUGAAUGCCAAGGUGCACUACAACUAUGCCAAUUUCCUGAAAGACCACGGUCGCUAUGACGAAGCAGUAUAUCACUACAAAACCGCUCUGAGGCUCUACCCUCGACACGCCAGUGCGCUGAAUAAUCUUGGCACCUUGACCAAGGACGUGCCAGAGGCAGAAGACCAUUACAGACAGGCCUUGAAGCUGAACCCCCAACAUAACCGAGCUCUCUUCAAUCUGGGCAACCUGCUAAAAUCUCAGAAGAAGCUGCUUGAGGCUGAACAGCUACUGCGUGACUCUGUCAGGUCUGGUCCUCAGUUUGCAGAUGCCUACUCCAGCCUUGCAGCUCUGCUGGCUGAACAGGAGCGAUUUGAAGAGGCUGAUGACAUCUAUACAAGAGGCGUUGAAAAUUGCCCUGAGAAUUCAGAUCUACACAACAACUAUGGUGUCUUCUUAGUCGAUAGAGGAGAUGGGAAGACGGCCUCUGGCCACUACCUUCAUGCCAUCCGGUUAAACCCCAAACACUAUGUGGCCAUGUUGAAUCUCGGCCGGCUGCUGCGGUCCGCCAACAAGAACAAAGAGGCGGAAACAUGGUACAAACGGGCACUCAACGUUACACGGACCGUGGAUGUCCUGUCUCCACUGGGAGCUCUGUACUACAACACAGGGAGAUAUGAGGAAGCCCUUCAGAUCUACAAAGAGGCGAUCUCAAUGCAGCCAAAAAACAGCGAGUUGCAACUGGCAGUGGCUCAGGUCCUGUCCGUGGCCGGCAGACCCAGGGAUGCCGAGAGGAUCAUCAACCAGGUGGCAAGUGAAAGGAGCAACUGCCUGGAGUGUCAGCGUCUCUUGUCGGUCAUCCACAGUAAAAGUGGGAACUUGAAAGAGGCACUUGAAGCUGUGAAAAAAGCCGUCCAAAUGAAGACCAAAGACCCAAAAGUGCUUGCAGAGCUAUAUUUUUCUGAAGGAAAUCUUCUGAGGGAGCUGAACAGGCUUGAUGUGGCCUUUGAGAGCUACAAGCAGGCAGUAGAGCUGAGCCCAGAUCUGUCUCAGGCUUGGAUGAACAUGGGCGGCAUCCGGCACAUAAAGGGGGACUACGUUGCAGCACGGGGCUACUACGAGAAAGCCCUGGAGCUUGUACCAAACAGCAAGAUUCUGCGAGAAAACCUCAGCAAACUGGACCGCCUGGAGAAGAAGUUGCAAGAGGACAGGAGGGUGGAGCAGAGCGCUGGAGACCAAGGCACAAGUUGACAGAGGACGCUGGCUCUCCACUUUUACAUGGCACGACAAGAGAUGACGGUAUUUUGGUGCUCCUUGGGAUGCCCAAGAUGACUGAAACGAGCAAGGAAUCGGUCUAGAUGAAGAAAACAGGGAGGUAUCGAUUGUGUUACAGCUGGCAUCUGCCGAGACUGAUACACAACCAAAAACCUACACUGCAUUUGGGAAUUACAAGCAUCUGCACUUUGGGAUUCACCUUCACAACCUCUUUUGUUUGGUGAAGCUCAACAUGACAAAGCAACUCUGAAAUUUAAUGCAGAACCAUUCAAAUGAGCCUUCCUUUCAAUGGCUCUUGUGUGUAUUGAGUGGCAGAUUCUGACUGUCUAAUACAAUACCUAGAAGGAAAAUUUAUCAAAUGAAAUCAGGUCGGAAUCUAGCUAAAAGUGAAGAAAUCCACUCUAGAUUUUUUUUUCCUCCUUAUAUCAAACCGAGCUAGCAAAAUGUCUGAGGCUUUCUAACUCCUUAUGUGGCGUAAUCUUACCAGUCGUUGUGAAUAGCAUGCAAUGAAAACAGUCAGGGCACAGUGUUGAUCACAAUGCAUUGGAUAUUGAUUGCAGUGUACAGUGUGUCUGUGUUAACUCUCAGAUCGUUUUCUUGUUUGAGAAAGUCAACAUGAAAUGUUAGCAGUGAGAUCCGAGAGCAGACGCUAGUGAGGUGGAUCACAAAGGCAGCAAAGGGCAAGUUUUGUUUCAAGAGUGAAAAUAGGGAGCCUGCUUGCUGUGGUAAUGGUAUCCAUAGAUUAGAGUGCUUAUCUGAUGCUGUGGAGCUGAGGCUGUGGGCCAUUAACUUAAUGUCAGCACUUAGAUAUAUGGCAGUAUGUAUAUGGGAGUGUCUGAGUCCUGCUUAAUGCAGGAAUAGAUCAAUUUGACAGUUACUAGGAGUACCAUCCUGAUAGGCACUGAGGGAGACAACCCUUGUAUCGUGGAAGCUAAAAUGCAGAAACUGAUGGGUCACCCUGGAUAAAUGUGUAAUAGCAAACCAAAUGGUCUUCCUGAUCUUACCUGCCUUUGAGACAGGGGACCACAAUAUCAGAUUGUUCACUCUUACAGUGGCAGAGCUCUUAUGGAUGUUACUACUUCUGUGUUGUCUUGCCAGUUUGAGCUUUCUCUCGCUGAACACGCAGAAAGAAAUAUUAAUUAUUAAUUUAAAUUUAAAGAAACAUGCCUUGGGAACUUGCCACCUCGAUCGGAUUAACUACCAUCCAGGUACUGCUGACCAUUCUGUCUGUUCAUGCAGAGUCAUGCUUGUUGGCAUGAGAUUCAUCUUGCAUGGUUUGGUGUUUACCAUCUUCAUUGCUCUCCAGUAUCUCACACUGGGAGUGUGCACCUAGGUUAGUGUAUGUAGACGGGGUCGACAGCAGAGAUAAUUUCUUAAACCUUGUAUGGGCAAAGGGCUAGUUGUCCCUAAAGUACGUGAUGUCCAUAGAACGGCUAAUGGCCGGCAGGUUAACAAUGGAAAAUGAAACUGGCCGAACUUGUUUUAUUAAAAGGGGGAAAAGUUUACCGGGCCUAGAUAUCUUGUGGAAAAUUAGAGGCAUCUCGCGUGGAGUUGUAUAGGUCUGUUUCCAAUUUUUUUUUUUGGACAAGUAUUGGGAAAAUGGAAAAUUUGGUUCUGAUGUCUUUGGUUCUUUGAGUGAUGCUUUUCCGUACGGUUCAAAACUGGAAUGUUAUGCUUAGUUUAGGGAUGCGCGCAGUGGCAUUGUGUAGGUGAACAGUGUUUGUGGGUCUCCAGGCUUCAUGCCUCCCCCCCCUCCCUUCACCCAUCCAUCAGUUGCAAGCUUUUCCCCACACUUGGUCCUCCAGUCACUGGGAAUUGGCGUCUCAGGCCCCCCCCUCACUAUCUGAUCUACAAAUACAUGCACGUUUACCGGAAGUCAAAUCAACCAUUCGUACAAGAGCACAUCAUGUAAUUGUAAUGUCGUGACGUUACCGAAGUGGCAACUAUAGAAAAAAAUAAUCAAUUGGCAGGUGAACAAAUAAUGACUAUUGUGGGGUCAUGUGGAAGUUAGAUUUCUUACUUAAUAUGAAAGUGGUGACCCAUGAUCCCUGUCAUUAGACGUAUUAUACUGCAAAUCUCUCAUGUAUUUCUAUUUUUACAUAAGAUGUAUAAUUUAUUUAUAAAAAAUAUUAAAGCCAUAAUAUAUUUAA